CUUGACAACGCAGAAAGUGGUUUUCCAUCUAUAUGAUUAUCAUGAACUCAUAUGAUGUUCAACUAGUGAAGGUUAAAUGGCAUCCCAGAAAGAGGCAUUCAACGCAAAGUGGACGGAGUCUUUAACCAACUUGUAUGUCAGUUUGUUGGUAGAAGAGGUCAAAAAGGGAAAUCGCACCUCUUCUACUUACAACAAAGCUAGGUGGACUAACAUACGGACUGAAUUCAAUAAACGGUCAGGACUCCAAUAUAAUCAAGUGCAGUUGAAGAAUAAGGUGAACAAACUGAGAAAACAAUAUGGUAGUUUUAAGAAGCUUCUUUCACAAUCUGGAUUUGGCUGGGAUAAUGUCAACAAAACAGUUGUUGUUGAUGAUCCAAGUAUAUGGGAAUGUCAUGUGAAGGAUAAUAGUGAGUGGGCAAAAUUCAAAAAGGAUGGGUUUCCUCAGUAUCCUGACUUGUGUAUUGUAUUUGGUGAUACAUAUGCUACUGGAGAGCAUGCAGUGGGAAAUGCUGAAGAUUUGAUGGUGUCGGACGAAGGUGACACUAGUGGUGGUCAUGCAGACUUAGGUCGAGAGGAUGUGAGUGAACACCAUAUUGAUGAGGGAGUCUUUACAUCUGACAAAACUGCUACUCCAGUUCAUGAUAAGCACAAGUUGGAUAGAACUCCAAAUACCAAGAGGAGAAAACAGAGUCACUCUUCUAUUAUUGGUAGCACCUGCAAAGCCUUACAAGAUUUGAUCAAAACUAGGGCAAGUCAAUCUGUGACUGGCUCUAUCACCUCACAGGUUGCAUCACCACCUGUAGACCCCUACUCUAUAGCUGCUGUGAUUGGAGUCCUGGUAAGCAUGCCCGAGUUAGAGCAGGAUCUUUACAACAAGGCAGUGGAACGAGCUUGCGUUAGUCCCGCAUGGAGGGAGGCUUUCAUCAUAUCACCAGUUGAAAGGAGACAUGGACUUCUCCAAUGUCUUUAGUAGAUGUUAGGAAAUGUACUGUGGAUUGCGUGGGGUUUCAUUGACUGUAUGACUAAUGUUGUUGGUUGUUAUUUGGUUUUUUAAGAUAUUGAUGUUCAGACUCUUGCAUUUGUGUGGUGACUUGGGUACGA
Messenger RNA from Syzygium oleosum, 1101 nucleotides. RefSeq lists its product as uncharacterized. The coding region runs from base 77 to 970 and encodes 297 amino acids. The record is from RefSeq and is a predicted model, not a curated record. NCBI's taxonomy places the organism in Eukaryota, Viridiplantae, Streptophyta, Magnoliopsida, Myrtales, Myrtaceae. The transcript has 2 exons.